Pyricularia grisea is the source of this 1620-nucleotide messenger RNA. RefSeq lists its product as uncharacterized. NCBI's taxonomy places the organism in Eukaryota, Fungi, Ascomycota, Sordariomycetes, Magnaporthales, Pyriculariaceae. The transcript has a single exon. The record is from RefSeq and is a predicted model, not a curated record. Bases 1 to 1620 code for a protein of 539 amino acids.
AUGAGCACACAAAUUGCACUGAACACGGCGCAGCCACAGGCCUUUGGGCCUCGUGGACCGGCAAUCAGGGUACGGCGAUUUGGACAAAACGACUUUGAGAGAUUUGACGAGGAGAAUGCUGUCGGCCAUCAUCUGUGCGUCGGGGAGAAGACCAUCAGCAAAGUCAACAUCGAAUGCAAGUAUCGCUGGCGACAGUCCCAAUGGGGUCUCAUUGGCACCCAGAGCAGCCCCGCCGGCAUCAUCUACAUGGACAUCUUGUUCCAUCAACCGGAUGGCUUUUGGCUUGAGAGCGCGACUGUAUACGUCACCAUUGGCGAGGAUGAGCACCUAACCUAUGCGCUCGGAAAGCCCAAGAAAGAGAGGAGGUCUCAACGCCAUGCUCACAGCCCAGAACAAUACAGACUCGGAGACCUGGAAUACUCAGUCCAGAUGUCUGAGCACUACGGGCCCAAAUUGCUAACCGGCACCAAGACCUUGCGUCAGGAGGUCAAGACGAGCGAAUUUUUGCCGACGCUUGGUGUGAUGGGCAUGGCCGAGCUCGGUGGUGUCGGCCACAGAUCCAGCUACGUCCAGGAACGUGUCGACUGCUGGAAGUUCCAGGGCAAUGUGGUCAGGCCCCAAGGGCAGCCAGGUUUCCGGACAUUGCGUUGGGACCUGACCGAGAACAAAUUCGAACCCAACCAACCGCAUAGCCCUGAGUAUCAUACCGCAUUCGCUUUUGAGCACAGUAGGCGACCAAUGUAUAUGCGUGUUGAGAUAGAGGGGAAGCUCAAGAGCAGAAGCCAACGGAUUUUCCAUAGAACCUGCCACUUUUCAUCCGCUAUGGGCAACAAGGAUAACUCCACUUUGACUCACAUGGACCUGCGCAGACUUAUGCCCCUCCGACGGCUGGACGAAGUCGCUCGCGGGCUUGAUAUGGCCAUGCAGAUGAAGAAUUGUGAGAAAGUUCCGGUCCAAGUCCCCGGCCCAAGACCGGCUCGAUUUUCCUCUUGGGAUAGUUAUCCCGCGGUCCUUAAUCAACUGCCAGGAAAACAGGGUGUUCGGGCCGAUCAAGACGAGGGAAGAGGAGGUUGUGUCGGGCCUCUCAUCGAGGUCCUCAGCCGGCAGCUCAACAAUAGCUUGAGCCCGAAACCCCCUUCUUCUGAAAGUUUGGAACUCGCAGAAGCAAAGGAUGACUCUGAUAUGUCGACCUUCGACGAUAUAGACAGUCGCAGCCCAACUUUGGUCAAUAGCGAGUCGCCCACAACAGCGGCAGCAACAGUUCCGAGCCUCCCCUACCAGCCCCGGGCCGCCGCCGAUUCAGAGCUGCUCAAAAACACCACUGUAAUCUGGAUUCUGAGUUUCAUGGCCAGCGCAUCCCAGCUCUUCGGGCUAUUCCGUCGGCUAUUCUUCCUCGAGCCAUGCGAAGCGACCAGGCAGCUUGACAAGGGCAACAAGAAAGCGACACCAUGUCCUAGAAUCGUCGAGCCACAGGAGCUUAAGCAGCAGGCUUGUGACUUGGGGCUGGAGAGACCGAUCAAGGGGAUGGAGUCAAAUUUGUCAUGGAUGAGAAGUAUGGAGGAUCGAGAAAAUUCGAUGAAAGGCACUUCUCAUAAUAAUUCCAGUGGUGUUCAAAUCUGA